AUGCUGAAAAGUCUCCUCCCCAGUCUUCGCGACGUGCGAGAGCCACCGCCAAAGUCAAGAUCCUCACACAUCUCUGGCUUAAAUCACUCACCAACAUCUUCGUCUUCCGUUGACGACGCCGCCGAUAACACCGCCGACGAAGAAGACUCCGAAGACUACUGCAAGGGCGGCUACCACCCCGUCCAGGUCGGCGAGAAGUUCAAAGAUGGCAAAUACACCGUCGUUCGGAAACUGGGCUGGGGCCACUUCUCAACAGUUUGGCUGUCGCGUGACAACGUCACCGGAAAGCAUGUCGCCCUGAAGGUCGUCCGCUCAGCGGCUCAUUACACCGAAACAGCCGUCGACGAGAUCAAGCUCCUCAACAAGAUCGUGCAGGCCAACCCCGACCACCCGGGCCGCAAACACGUCAUCAGUCUCUUGGACUCCUUUGAGCACAAGGGUCCCAAUGGUACACACGUGUGCAUGGUGUUUGAAGUCCUGGGCGAGACCCUGCUCGGCCUCAUCAAGAAGUGGAAUCACCGCGGCAUUCCCAUGUACUUGGUGAAGCAGAUCACGAAGCAGGUGCUGCUGGGUCUGGACUACCUCCACCGCGAGUGUGGCAUCAUCCACACGGACCUCAAGCCCGAGAACGUUCUUAUCGAGAUUGGCGAUGUCGAGCAGAUUGUACAAAAGGUCGUUAAGACCGAAUCUUCAGAUAAAGAAAGCAACCGCAAUGGUCGCCGGAGGAGACGCACUCUCAUCACGGGCAGCCAGCCGCUGCCCUCGCCAUUAAACGCCAGUUUCGGGCAUAACUCGCCUUUUGCCCCGCCAAGCUCACACGGCAGCCUCGGCCAGAUGCUUCACGACUCCUCCUCCCACACCCACAAGAAGGACUUCUCCUCAUCAGAACACGAUACGGACCAUCAUCAUAAGGCUGAAUCGAUCGAAGAGCUCCAGAAGAAGCGGGAAAAGACAGAAGACAUCCUGGCCAAGGAAGUGUCUGGUGUCAGCCUCGGCAAAACCCCAUCACAGUCUUCUUCGAGCAGCCCAUCCAGCUCCGGCGACAAACGGAAAGCCGAAGAGUUCAGUAUCGAUGUCAUCAGCGUCAAGAUUGCUGAUCUUGGCAACGCUUGCUGGGUCAACCACCACUUUACCAACGAUAUCCAGACCCGCCAAUACCGUUCCCCAGAGGUCAUCCUGGGUGCCAAAUGGGGCGCCAGCACAGAUGUCUGGAGCAUGGCAGCGAUGGUCUUCGAGCUCAUCACGGGCGACUACCUCUUCGAUCCGCAGUCCGGCACCAAGUACGGCAAGGACGACGACCACAUUGCACAGAUCAUCGAGCUUCUCGGCCCCUUCCCCAAGUCGCUCUGUCUCUCGGGCAAGUGGUCACAGGAGAUUUUUAACAGAAAAGGCGACCUGCGCAACAUCCACCGCCUCCGCCACUGGGCCCUGCCCGAUGUGCUGCGCGAAAAGUACCACUUUAAGGAUGAAGAGGCCCGGCGCAUUGCCGACUUCUUGCUCCCGCUCCUCGAACUCGUACCGGACAAGCGCGCCAAUGCCGGCGGCAUGGCCUCCCACCCGUGGCUUGAAGAUACACCCGGCAUGCACUCGGUUGCCAUUGACGGUAUCCCUGUGGGAAGCCGAGGCGAGGGCAUAGAGGGGUGGGCUACCGAGGUGCGGAAACGAUAG
This is a messenger RNA of Sporothrix schenckii 1099-18, 1668 nucleotides long. Its product is annotated as serine/threonineeeee-protein kinase SRPK3. Gene Ontology annotation, molecular function: ATP binding; protein kinase activity. The transcript is spliced from 5 exons. Bases 1 to 1668 code for a protein of 555 amino acids. The record is from RefSeq and is a predicted model, not a curated record. NCBI's taxonomy places the organism in Eukaryota, Fungi, Ascomycota, Sordariomycetes, Ophiostomatales, Ophiostomataceae. Gene Ontology annotation, biological process: spliceosomal complex assembly; regulation of mRNA processing; protein phosphorylation.